Radiomyces spectabilis is the source of this 443-nucleotide messenger RNA. RefSeq names its product putative DNA-directed RNA polymerases III 12.5 kDa polypeptide. Gene Ontology annotation, cellular component: RNA polymerase III complex. Gene Ontology annotation, molecular function: DNA-directed RNA polymerase activity; nucleic acid binding; zinc ion binding. The transcript has 3 exons. The record is from RefSeq and is a predicted model, not a curated record. Lineage: Eukaryota; Fungi; Mucoromycota; Mucoromycetes; Mucorales; Radiomycetaceae. Bases 23 to 346 code for a protein of 107 amino acids. Gene Ontology annotation, biological process: termination of RNA polymerase III transcription; DNA-templated transcription.
GUUCGACCAUUGUUUUUUCUCCAUGCUGUUCUGUCCGCAGUGUUCGAAUCUGUUGCUCAUUGAAAACGAAGGUGGACAGACCUUUUUCUGCCAAACAUGCCCUUACAUGUACAAUAUCCACUCUCGCCAUACCACUCGUAAACUGCUGCAAAGAAAGGAAGUCGACGACGUAUUGGGUGGUGCAGCGGCAUGGGAGAAUGUCGAUUCCACUGAAGUUACGUGUCCCAAGUGUGAACAUGAACGAGCGUACUUUAUGCAGAUCCAGAUCCGAUCCGCUGAUGAACCCAUGUCCAUCUUUUACAAAUGCUGCAAUGAAAACUGUCAGCAUCAAUGGCGCGAAGGCUAAAUCUGCUCUCGGUCUUAUUAUUCUGUUAUUACAAUUCUCUUCAUCGCCUCAUAUUCCCCCUUAACUUCAGCAUGCUUAUAAAAAUGUAUAUUUCUAG